Molecule: messenger RNA, 1128 nt
Organism: Penicillium verhagenii
Lineage: Eukaryota; Fungi; Ascomycota; Eurotiomycetes; Eurotiales; Aspergillaceae
Exons: 3
Coding region: 1-1128 (375 amino acids)
Source: RefSeq, a predicted model, not a curated record
AUGGCUCGUGUGAAUUACGGCUUGGUCUCCCUGCCACCAGAGUGCACGCAAAAUAUUCUCAUGUAUUUUGAUAAUGUCACGUCAAUCUGCUCGGCCAUUCUGUCACACUCAUCGCUUUACCGUGCAUUCCAUGGCGCUCGAGAUCUUAUUCUGAAGUCGGUAUUGAGCAACAUGAUACCACUGGACUUGCUACCGGAGGCAUGCGCUGUUCUUCGCGCUUCCAAGAUACAUGUUUGGGAUCAAAAGACUCGUGAUGACAAUCUUGACAACUUCCGCCGAAGGCUUAUCCCAGCAGAGUUCUCCUUGCAAGACGCAAUCUCAAUGGAGGAGUUUCAUCUGAGUGCAAGUUUUUUCACGGCAGACUUUACAUCCAUGGCUCUGUCUCGACAUAUUUUGAAAGACAAGACCACGACCACAAACCCAAACCCAGUCACUGCCAAUGAAUGGCACAGGGUUCUGCGGAGCUUCUACUGGUGGGAAUGGUAUACUCGCUCAUGUAGAGUGAUCUCCAACCGCUUCAUUCGCGCCGAGCAGAGUCCAAGACAUCUUCAGAUGUUCUCGAUUUGGGAAAAGGAGCAGCUAGCCAGCGUCGGAGAGUACCUGUUUCACAAGAUAACGAAGCCCUUUAAUGAAGUGGCAGCCCAUGAUAUCAAAUGGGGAAGUCUGGCAUCUGAGGUGUGGGAUUCAUUAUGGCCCCAUACAGCUAAUGGAUUUUGGCUUCAAAGGCUCCCGUUUCUGCAGCGACUGGUUAGUGCUGAAACUUAUGAUCAAGGACACAAUUUAAUGGACUCCAAUUGGGAGAUGACAUCCGAUACAGGCUGCUCCUCCAGAUCGGGUGUAGAUGCAUGGGUACCAGCUGCACAUGAACCAAAAUUUGCUCUCCUCCAGACCUACACCGAGGAGGAACUCAAAAAUGUCAUAGGAACGCCCUGGGCGUUUGAAUCCGAUAACGGCCCACUUGAAGCUUGGAAAUGGACGCACCAAGAGCAAUCAUACUUCUUUUUUGUUCAAUGCCCCAAGCUACGAUGGCUUCGUCGACGCGGGUACGUCAUGUGGAAUUAUGACCGACUGAAGGAGUGGGGGCUCUUUGAUCUACAAUCGGACCAAUUUGAGGACGACAUGUGUUAG